This is a messenger RNA of Cladophialophora yegresii CBS 114405, 1527 nucleotides long. RefSeq lists its product as uncharacterized. The record is from RefSeq and is a predicted model, not a curated record. Lineage: Eukaryota; Fungi; Ascomycota; Eurotiomycetes; Chaetothyriales; Herpotrichiellaceae. The transcript has 2 exons. Gene Ontology annotation, molecular function: monooxygenase activity; iron ion binding; oxidoreductase activity, acting on paired donors, with incorporation or reduction of molecular oxygen. The coding region runs from base 1 to 1527 and encodes 508 amino acids.
AUGAUUUCCGGGCUUUUACUUCUCACGGCUCUCUUCCUAUUCUCUCUGCUGGCACUGCGCCUUCUGGUCAACUACUUUGCGGCCGGACUACAGUCAAUCCCAGGGCCAGUGUUGGCGCGCUUCUCCGAUCUAUGGCGGUUCGUCGAUGCCUGCAAGGGGCACCACCAGCAGACCAUGUCUCAGCUUCACAGUGAGUAUGGCCCAGUUGUGCGCGUCGGCCCAAAAAUCGUCAGUGUGGCCGAUCCGGCAGCGGUCGAACUCAUCUUGGGACUGAAGGCCAAUCUCGACAAGACCGAUUCAGUCAAUCCCAUGAUCAACGCGCACGAAGGCGAAUAUCUCCCUAUGCUAAUCUCGGCCAAAAACUCGAAGCUUCACGCCCGUCUCAAACGGCCUAUCGCCGGUGCAUAUUCCAUGAGCACACUCCUAUCCUUUGAGAAUGUCGUCAACGACUGUAGCGACAAGUUGAUGCGUCGACUGAGAGAAGAAUUCGUGGACGGCAGAGGCCACGGCCGAGUGUGCCCUCUCCACGAAUGGCUGCACUUUUUCACCUUUGAUUUCAUCGGGCGGGCCACGUUCGGCAAGGAAUUUGGUUUCAUGGAUGCGGGCACAGACAUCAACAACAUGAUCGGGACGCUGGACCUGCAAUUCUUGUACAUCGGUACCGUAGGGUCCAUGCCCUGGAUUGAUCGCUUGUUCCUGAAGAAUCCUCUGCUCCUCGCACUGAUAAAAACGCCGAAUCAUCUGGUGGAUUUCACCGCCCAGAGGAUCCGGCAUCGACUCGAGGGACGAGAGAAGGCGGAUACCGGUGGGUACGACUUCCUUUCGCGUUUCCUGGACGCCCAGAAGCAGCACCCGGAGGUGGUGACAGAUAUUCAACUGGCAGCGUACACAAAUACCAACAUCCUGGCGGCCUCCGACACCACUUCCACAGCUCUGACAGCCAUCAUCAUGUGCAUCCUCCAGUACCACGACGUCUACGAGAAACUUCAGGCAGAGAUCGAUGCAAGCAAUAUCAGCUUUCCAGUCAGCUACACCGCAGCGCAGGCGUUACCCUACCUCGACGCAGUCAUCAAAGAGACGUUGCGUUUCUUCCCCACCACAGGCAUCGACUUGGAACGAACCGUGGGUGCGUCCGGGCUCGUCCUGCCCACCGGGCAGAGUUUACCUCCCGGCACCAUUGUCAGCAUGAAUCCGUGGCCGCUGCACCGCGACAGAAGCAUCUUCGGUGACGAUGCGGACAAAUUCGUCCCCGAGCGGUGGCUGCGCAGGGAAACCGAGUCCAAGACCGCACACGACGAAAGGGUCCGCAACAUGCAAAGAGUCUUCCUGACGUUCGGGUAUGGCCCACGAGCCUGUCUGGGCAAGCACAUUGCGUAUUUGGAGAUUUACAAGCUCAUCCCGAUUCUAGUGGGCAACUUUGACCUGAGCCUCGCGCAUCCCGAUCGACCGCUCAAGACUUGGACGGGCGUUGCUGUUAAGAUUCUCAAUCUGGACGUGCAUAUCCGCGAACGGCAUCGCGAUGGAUAA